Molecule: messenger RNA, 8856 nt
Organism: Loxodonta africana (African savanna elephant)
Lineage: Eukaryota; Metazoa; Chordata; Mammalia; Proboscidea; Elephantidae
Gene: FAM20B
Product: FAM20B glycosaminoglycan xylosylkinase
Exons: 8
Coding region: 3954-5183 (409 amino acids)
Biological process (GO): proteoglycan biosynthetic process
Cellular component (GO): Golgi apparatus
Molecular function (GO): phosphotransferase activity, alcohol group as acceptor
Source: RefSeq, a predicted model, not a curated record
CCUGCAGGCGGGGGCGGCAGUGCCCUGGGUUCGGGGCUUGUGUCCCGCGCUCGCAGUCGGGCACAACUUAAGGAAAUGAUAGGGUACUCCACAGUGGGUUGCGCUUGAGAUUUCGUUUCCGGGUGUGAUGGCCCCACGAUUAAGAGCGACCCAAAGCGUUGCUAUUAACGAUGAAUGUGAGCAGUUGUCAAGCUUCAUCCCUGAUUGUGGAGUCUGAUAAGAGAUUCUGUUUAAUCACACUUCUGUUACGUGCAAGUCUCCGGGUGGGCAGAGAAGGAUGUUGGAGGGAGAGUGGAGGGGACAGAGCAUGGUUAGUCGUUAUGGAAUCAAUAGUUUUUUUUUAAAGACCAUGUCACCAUUUGGAUGGGUGAGGAGUUUGUAAUUUGGAGAAUGAGAGAUGCUUGAUACUGCUACUUACAGAGACAGGAGCCAGGUAUCAGUAUCAUCCCCACCCAGCCAGUUUCCUUCUGAGGUUUGAUUUCUCAUCUUGAAAAGAGGUUGGACUCUGGGUCUUUUAGCUUUUAAAUUCUGGGACUUAUAAAUCUGUAAUCUGAUAAAGUUAACAUUGUUGUUUACUAUGUCUAUCCUCCUUGUGUUAUAAAUUCAUGUAUAAAUUUAACUUUUUUUUUUUUAAUUGGGUUAGAGACCUCAGUAUGCUUGUGUUUUACAAACAUUCCAUGAGUGUAUGCAGGACCUUUGAGCUAAGCAACUUAGAGCAUUUCCAUAUAUAUUAUUUGUCACCAGGACAUGUCUUUGAGAAAUUGAGGUACAAAUGUUAAAGAUGCUAAAUUGUUUGCCUAGGCUCAAAAACAAUCUAAGUUAGAUUUUAAAAGUAAUGUUUUCCAGUAAUAACUUUUCUGAACUUUGUGAAGAUAUUGUACUUUGGACCCUAGAACCAUGUAAUAGAGUCAACAGGAGGCCCUUCCACAUUUGAAGGUGCUUGUUAAAGGAGAAUAAAAAGGUAAAAAAGAAAAACAAGGGGAAUGAAAAGGCACAAGCAAGUAAUUCAGACUCAGCCUCACUACUAAAUAAAGUGCAACAAUAGAAAUGGAUGGAGGUAAAAGAUGGAGAAAUCUUGGAGUUCACCACUUUCCAUCUCUCUGGCUGGUAAAAAUGUGAGAUUGAUUUGUUCCGUUUGUUUCUUUAGAACUAGUAGGCAAAUCACUACAUUUUGGUUAAAGAAUGAAAACAUAUGCCCUACUUUAUCUUCCUGGGUACUUUGGACUAGGAAGCAAACAAAAAAAAAAUCACUAUUUCUAUCUUUAUUUUUCACAAUCCUUUAUAUCAUAGAACUGUUUUAUGUUGAGUUGAUAAUUUUUAGAAAUUCUGUUGAUUUCCAUUUGUAGAUUUCAACUCUUUGACACUGUCUUGAAGCUUCUGCUUUUUAUCUUUUCUGAAUUUCUAAAUGAAAUUUUCUUUGUUUCCUUUACUUUUAGCUUCCUGUACUUUGUGUGACUGUCAUUUCAGUGGUAUAAACCCAAGAUCCUUCCAUUCUUGAAUUGAUAACUUUUUAAUAUAGCUAACCACAGUGGUCUCUUGGUGAUCGCUACCAUUUCAUAAUAGAAAAAGUAGGUUCUCUUUGUAUUCUUUGGUCGCAGUUGCAAACAAAAAGGAGAAUCUUCUGAUGAUGGACGUAAGGUCACUCUGUGGGACUAAGUGCCAGAUGGUUUGUGAAUUGGGAUGGGGACCACAGUUAGCAUGAGACAGUACAGUUUGUUUUAAUAGUUACGACAAUCAGCAUACUUUUCUUUCUGCACCUAACAGUGCCUACUGCAUAGUAGGCAUGCAGGAAAUAUUCAUUAGUUGAACGAAUGAAUGGGAAACAGUAGGGUGUAGGGGAAAUAUUCUAGUGAUUGUAUUAAAUUGUUUAGUUCCUCUUUUUGUCAAAACAAAAACCAAGAAAAUUUAUUUCUGAUUCCUGUUGAAAAUAUUCUGUUGAGAUGGGUUUCUGAAAAGACCUUUACUUGCUGGAGCUGCCUGAGAUUCUAUGAUUAUAUGGUUCUCCAGCUACAUGCAGGCCUGGGAGCAGCCUGUAGUGCUCAGGUAAGAUGUGGCUUCACAGACUUGCACCUCCUCUGGCUAGGCCACCUAAGCCAUUGGCUUGGUAGUCAAUACUUUAGCAUUAAUAGAAGAAUCUAGAGCUCUUGGUAUUGGCCCUGCCAGUGGCAUUGAUCUUGACUGCCCAUAUUCUUGUACCUCAUGUGGAGAGACAAAAUAGGAGAGGGUGCUUCUUGAGGAACCCUGGUGGCACAGCAGUCUGCUUCCAUAAAGAUUUAUAGCCUUGGAAACCCCAUGGGGCAGUUCUACUCUGUCCUGUAGAAAAAACCGCUGAAACAUAAAUGCACCUGUACAGAAUGUAAGUUCACUAUCUAAACCAAGGAUGAGAAACAAAAAAGUUCUUUGGCAGCCCAAAUACUGGUUACAAAGUUCAUACACUAAUACUUGAUGGAAUUGACUCAAGGGCAACAGGUUUUGGGUGAGGUGCUUCUCCAGCAGCUCCUCCUUCCGCAUGUGUAUAUUUCUCACUCUCCUCCUUCCUUGAGUUGCCUCUGUAACCCUCAAGGCCACUGCAUGAUUUCUUUAGUGGCAUGGACCUGGUGUGCAGGGCAGAAGGUCUUACUCUACUACUGAAGCCAGCUUCUGACCAGCCUACAGUGUCAACGUGACUGCUAGAAUCGCCUAGAAGAGAAUGUAAUGCACAGAUCUCACUUCUGAUUUUUGUCUUUCUUAUCAAAAACAAAAGUACGCCUAGCUCUGGACUUGAAGAAUCUUGAGGUGAGUGUGUCAUUCCAUUCUGAGAAAUGGAGGCUUAUGCAGAAAGGAAACGUUGAGCUUUGGUGUAUGUUUGGGGUCCACAUUUUCUGGCCAGGUAACAACCCUUGGGAGGGGUUUUUACUUGGGGUACAUUAGAAAAUGUCAAGGAUUUAUGAGUCGGAAUCGACUCAACGGCAGUGGGUUUUGGUGGUGGGAAAGCGGGCAGAACAAAGUAGAAGAUGCCUAUCAUUCUGUGCUCUCAAAUGUUGACUUUCUGCUUUAGCAACACACUGCAUUUACCUAGUAUUGUUAGGAAAUAGGGUAUUUUGUGCCAUAGUUCUUAUUUUAGCUACACUUUUUGUAGAAAAACUUUUUAUAAUGUAUUACAUAGUUUGUUUCCUUUUUAAACAAUAUACUGUAACCUUAUUUUGUUGAUUCAAGGUAAUGACUGCCAGUGUCAAUUACUGACAUGAUCAAGUGAUGCUUUGAGGUGAUUGAAAUAUGUAGAUUGUUUGUUCAUCCUGCUUUUUGAAUUCUUAUAUAUACUUUUUAUAGUCAGUCUGUCUCUUUUUCCAGGAUGGGAAAGCUGUACUUUUGCUGCUGUUGGUGUCCCUGCCGCCCUCUCUUAAAUAUACAGCUUCUGAUCUUCUGUGGAGUAGGAACCAAGAUAACUGCCUCCUGAAAUUGAAUGUCAAACGGCUAAAUAGGCACUGGAGUCUAUUGGCUUUUGUCUGAGUAUUAGUGUAUGAACUUGGUAACCACUGUUUUGGCUGCCCAAAGACCUUUUUUGUUUAUUUCUUGUUUCUCAUCCUUGGUUUAGGUAGUGAACUUAAGUUCUGUAUAGGUACAUUUAUGUUUCGGUAGUUCUUUCUGUAGAAAAAAGAAAAUAAUAUGGAAGUACUAGCGUUGGUUCUCAUUUCAGAAAGCAUUGCCAAAAAUACGUGAAGAUCUGGUUCCAGCCCUGUCUUGCUUCAUUCCUGGGUAGUGUCCUGGGCCAUCUCCAUUCUUCCUCUUGGCAUUUCUAGAUUGGUGUCUGCUCCCACUUCGAACCACCACAAGGAACCAGGAAUUGUGGGAGGCACUUCAGUGAAGAAAUGGACCAGUGUGUAUAAUCAUGGAAUCUUCUUGCUAACCAUCGUCCCCAGCUCUCCUUGAUAAGUGAGAGAGAUCGGGUCAGGGGAGAAGGAGAAGAGGUCACCAUGAAGCUAAAGCAGCGAGUUGUGCUGUUAGCAAUUCUCCUAGUCAUCUUUAUCUUCACCAAAGUUUUCCUGAUUGACAACUUAGAUACAUCAGCUGCCAACCGGGAGGACCAGAGGGCUUUUCACCGAAUGAUGGCUGGCUUACGGGUGGAGCUGGAGCCCAAGCUAGACCACACCUUGCAGUCUCCCUGGGAGAUUGCGGCUCAGUGGGUGGUUCCCCGGGAAGUGUACCCUGAAGAGACACCAGAGCUGGGGGCCAUCAUGCACGCCAUGGCCACCAAGAAAGUCAUUAAAGCUGAUGUGGGUUAUAAAGGGACGCAACUGAAAGCCUUACUGAUACUUGAAGGAGGACAGAAAGUUGUCUUCAAACCUAAGCGGUAUAGCCGAGACUAUGUGGUAGAAGGGGAACCUUAUGCUGGUUAUGAUAGACACAAUGCAGAAGUAGCAGCCUUUCAUUUGGACAGGAUUCUGGGUUUCCGCCGAGCCCCCUUGGUGGUUGGCAGAUUUGUUAAUCUGCGGACAGAAAUCAAGCCUGUUGCCACGGAGCAGCUGUUGAGCACCUUCCUCACCGUAGGAAACAAUACUUGUUUCUAUGGGAAGUGUUACUACUGCCGAGAAACAGAGCCAGCUUGUGCCGAUGGAGACACGAUGGAGGGAUCUGUCACGCUUUGGCUUCCAGAUGUGUGGCCUCUGCAGAAACACAGACACCCAUGGGGCAGGACUUACCGAGAGGGCAAAUUGGCCAGGUGGGAAUAUGAUGAGAGCUACUGCGACGCUGUGAAGAAAACAGCCCCUUAUGACUCGGGCCCGCGCCUCCUGGACAUCAUUGACACAGCUGUCUUUGAUUACCUGAUUGGUAAUGCUGACCGCCAUCACUAUGAGAGCUUUCAGGAUGACGAAGGUGCCAGUAUGCUCAUCCUUCUUGAUAAUGCCAAAAGCUUUGGGAACCCCUCGCUGGAUGAGAGAAGCAUUCUUGCCCCUCUCUAUCAGUGUUGCAUCAUUCGGGUUUCUACUUGGAACAGACUGAACUACCUAAAGAACGGUGUGCUGAAGUCUGCCUUAAAAUCGGCCAUGGCCCAUGACCCCAUUGUCCCAGUGCUCUCUGACCCUCACCUGGACGCCGUGGACCAGCGACUCCUGAGUGUCCUGGCCACCGUGAAGCAGUGCACUGACCAGUUCGGGGCGGACACUGUGCUGGUGGAAGACAGGAUGCCUCUCUCCCACUUGUAAUUCUCAACACAAAAUAACGUGAAACUUCUUUUUAUGAAGAUAGAGAAACAGCACAAUCAAUUCCAGACCCUCUCCAAUGGGCUGAAAUGGCCAGCAGCACGUUCUGGUGAUAAGGGGCAGGUGGCCUUGGAUGUCUUUGGUGUUUUCUGUAGCAGAAACUAAAGCAAAGACUCUAAGUGUCAGACCACGGAGCUGCUCCUGCUAACUCACCUUCUGACGUCCUUGGCAUUGUGCGCCCAUCCUAGCAAUGGGGGCUGUGGUUGGUCACUUUUAAUUUCCCAUGCCAAAGGAUUAAUAGAGGCAUAACAUUUGGGUAGGUUUUUGCUGAAACUGGUUCUGGAGUGUGUUUUGAGUUGAACCUUGCAGUCCUUUCUCCACACUGUGGAUUUUCUGAAAAUACUUUGCAAUCUCGUGUCCUUUUUUUACCACAACUAGUCAAAUUGAAAAGCUUACUGCCUCCUAAGGAGUGGCAGCAAAUAAAACCUUGUAUUCUGUUGAGCCAGAAUAGCACUUCUGUUGGAGGGGAUAUAUAUUAAGGGAAUAGAAUUAGAAAGAAGGGCAAAAACAGAUGUUUUAACCAGCUGUGGAGUAUUCCUUCUGAUAAUUCUUAGGGGAGGGAAGAAGAGAGAGAGACUCACUUCGUAGGACCAGAAUCAGGGAGAUGAUUGACUCGUAUACUGAGAUCAUUAGCAAUCUCAGUAUUUAAGUUCUUCAGGUAUGAAAAAAACAAAGAUGACUCUGUACCUAAGUAAAAUCUGUAGUCUUAUGGUUAUGUCCAAAUUAACCAAGAAUUUGUCCCUAGAGAAAAUACUACUACAUCUCAAGCAUGGUUCUCUUACGGAGACUAUUUUUCCCGCCUUGUGCCCAAAGCAGGCAAAUUCUUUCUAAAUUAACAAAGCAAACUGAAGUAAUACCUUGAACGAGAGGUUGGUUGCCUGUGAUCUCUGCCAUCCUCAUUUCUCUUUUGAGAUGAAUUUCCACCUCUGCCUUUAAGGCAUUUGGCUAUUGAACCUGCUGUUCCCAAGAAAUUGGCAACCCUGUUUGUGCCUCCCUUGUGAGAAAAGCCAGCUUACUUCUACAGAUGACAGCUCGCGCCCUGCUGGUGUCUGGACUUAGCUCGUGAUUUGGACCGAGCAAAACAGAGAUUUUAGUCUUCUGAGCCUAGAAAUUAAAGAGGUUGCCAUGAGGCGCCUUAAGAUUUUGAUUUCUUUCAAACCCUAAUUUCACCCUUUAGUCUCAUCUUGGUUCUGAACCCAUGAUGUAGUGGCACCCUCCCGGCUCCUCCGAGCACUUGCAAACUCUAGGUGCCUAGAACACAGGCUUAUUUUUGUGUUCUCGCAAAGUGAUUUUGACAGGUAAACAGUUGGAGUAAAAUCAGGGGCCAAGGAGGACAGGCCUGGUGUGGCCACUCACCUGUGUGUCAGAGCUGCGUGUUUCUCCUGCAUCUUGUCUGGGCGUUGUUCCGGUUUUGCACUUCUGUCCAUAUUUAAACAGUGUGGUUGAACAAAUUUAAUGUCAAUCAUUGGAGACCAGUUUUAGGCACCCACACUUUUAAUAGCUUUAGAACUUUUCCCCAAUUAUCUCACAUUGAAAGAUAACUGAGUAACCUGUAACUACUUUAAAAGAGCAUGAAAUUAGGGUACUUUUGUACUGUGUAUAUACAUUUGGAGAUGGGCAUAGAAUGGGCUGAGUUAUAAAAAAGAGUAUUGAACUUAAAAAGACAGAUACUAGCACAAAACAUUGAAGUAGUGUUAACAAAAGGGAGCUUUGAUUCUAACCUUAGGGACAUUUACUGUGUGUGUCGGGGAAAUUCACAAUUCAGCUUGAGAAUACCUUGGAUAGUGCUGCCCCGAAAGCUUCUGGGAGACAGCUGGAGGGAGGCAGUGGGAAGGUUGUGAGCUGUGUUCUCCUUGAUAAACAUCAGCUGAACUAAAUUGGGGAUUAGUGUUUUUUCAAACACGUGAUGCCUUGAGUAUGCUGCACUGGAAUGAGUAAAGAACCAUUCCCAAACUGGGAACUUAAUUCAUAACGCUGAAGGCAGAAAAUUCUGCCAAGGGAAAAAGCAAUGGGAAAGCUACUUUGAAAAAGGUCUCAUCCUUUAGAAAGUUGAAGAAAACGUAUCAUGUUAUUCUGUUUCCCUACUGAUUUCAAACUCAUGGUUUUAAAAGGUGUCCAGACCCAUGAUGAAGUUAGAAUUAAACUCAUAGAGUGGUACAGCAUGACAGCUGAGAAAGAAAUUUACAUUCUAAGUCAGGACUGCAUUGAGCUGGAAAAGUAUGUUUAGGCAAACCUUGGAGGAAACCAAGCUUACAACCCUAAAUUUCGUGAACACUGAAUUCUAUUUGGAAAAAAAAAAGAGGUAGAUGUCUUUUUGAAAAAGUUUGUAAUACUGUCCUCCUUAUGGUUUGUUUAUUUAUUAGAUUCUAGUGCUGUUACAACGAAAAGGAUCUCUUGGAAAGGCUCUCGGUUUUGAUCAGCCCUGCGUUGGGCGUGCCUAGCUAACAUCUAAAGGUAGACGUGGAUCCACUUUAAUAUGAUAAAGCGGAACUGUCUGCCACUUCAUGCCCUCCUCCCACUUCUUAAAAAACAUUUAUUCAGAAGUUUGAGUGGGGAAAUGUGGGUAGAGAGAUUUCCUUCUAUAUGAGUCUAUAUUGUGGGCUUGGGGAGGGGCGUAAAUAACUUUUCUUUGCAAAACAACAAAUAGAAGGAUCUGAUGUUGCCUAGAGUAUUGUUCAGUAAUGUAUAAAUGAGGCAUUUCUCCCUGUCUGCAUUCAGGGUUACCAUGUCAAAUGGAAUGUAAGAAGGAAGUGGAAGAAUUCGGGUCGAUCCAUUACAUAUUAUUUUGGGAAAGAUGAAUCACUUACAUGGCAGUUCUUCAGUGUCACCUGAAGGCAAUGUGUUUUUCCCCAUGAAAUCCAUCUUUCUUUUCUUAAAGAAGAAAAGCCUCUGGCCUCCCUUCCCCAUCUACCACACUCCUUCAGACUCCCUUCUCUGCCAUCCUGUAUUCUUGUUUGACCUGUAACUGACCGCACCUGAAUGUGAGUAAAACAGUGUCCGUCAGUGGCUAUCUUGUAUGAGGCAUCCUGUGAUCUCGAGCUUCAGGAAACAUGAGUAACGGUGUGUGUAUAUAUAUGGUUGUAUAUGUAUUCUAGCAAGAAAGUGUAUUUGGACACGGGGAGACAUCGGCUUUUGUUGCCGAAGGACUUGAAGGUAGGCUAGUACAGGGUUGUCUGAGCAAGCACUAAGUGACGCAGACCAUUCAUUCAGCAAGCAUGUAGUGAACAGCUCUGGGUGCGCCCCACAGACUGACUUCUGUGAGACUCACUCUGCAGGAGAAGGCCUGUUUUUCCCCCUCUAUUUCUGAAGUCUGGGUGGUGAAAAGGUAGGGACUGGGUACUUUACUACCACAGGUUUCUAAGGAACCAAGGUGUUACUCACAAACACAAAAUGUGGGGGGAUCUGGGGGAACUUACUAGGAAGCUAAUUUAUUUGCUUAAAAGGGAGGUGUAGGAACCGCCGCCCUCUGUACUGCUCUGCCAAGGGUUUCCUCGGAGCUGUUGCGCAAAUAGAGGUUGUACUUGGUAAGACACCAAGACAGAUGCGUACCUAAGUUUCUAGUGUGUUCCAUGGGUUCAAUUCUGAAAAGAAAAAAAAUAAAAGAUUUUAAUAAACA